AUAGAAAUGCAUAGAAUACAUUUCUCAAUGCAAACAACAUAGCUCAAGUACCAGCAACCAUCGGUAAUCAUCGGUUGUGCUAGAAUAAAACUGUAAAAGCACACGUUUGCAAAACAAUUAUAAUGCAUCACUCUCGGCAGAAACAACAACAGCUACAGCAAAAUGCUUUAUGUAAAGCCGUUGAAAGCAAUAGAAUGUACACAAAUUAUCAAAAAGAUUUCGAUCAAAUACAACGCAACUGUUUAGAGCACUGGCAAAAAAAGGCUGCAGAUCAGUCAAAUCGUGAACGCGAAAUGGAACAGCAUCAAAACACACUAAAACGAGAAGCGGAUAGACGAAAAUGGUUCCUUGAAGAACAGGAAAAGGCACAGCAAUUGCAUGAAGCAAGUCGUCAAAAAACUAACGAAGAGAAACUGCGGCAGCAACUUCGUGAAUCGAACCAAGAAAUGCGUUUACUUGAGUCUAAAUUACGAGCAGCACAUGUAGCUAAAGGCAUCGCAGCACAAAUAGCAGAAGCUGAACUUAAAAAGAAAAAUGAACGUUUGCUGGCACUCAAAGAUAUGGAAGAAUUGGAUAAACUAAAACACGACAAUCUUGAGUACAUGAAGCAAAAACAGGCAGCCGAAGAAAAUGGAAAACGUGUACUGCGUUCCGUGCUACAACAGCAAAUGGACGAUUCUCGUUUAAGGAAAAAAUGCUUAUAUGAAGAAUUUCUAGUUGAGAAAAGCUAUCUGGAUGCUGUAGUGAAAAAAAUACAGGACGAACAUUUAGAAGCAAUUCAACGCAAGCUAGAACGGCAAAAAUGUACUCGUCAGGAAAUGGAAUAUUUCCAGGAAGCCAAGCAAACGUGGAAAGCUCGACAAGUAUUUUUGGACGAAGUGGAAAAUGAGCGAAUAAAAAAAUAUGGCAACGAGAAGGAUCUAUUGAAACAGAUGAAACAAACCCAAAAGCAGGAAAGCAACCGAAAACGGGAAGAGCUUAACAAGGCUAUGAUCGCAACCCUGGAAAAGGCAAUUUCUGAACAAAGGAAUCGCGAAGAAAUGCUUCAAGAACUGUGCAUAGCUGAACGGAAGGAAAAAGAAGAAACAAAGCGACAACGGGAGUUGGAAGAUCAAAUACGUAAGAGAAUAGCAAUACGGUUGGAUCUCGAGAAGCAACUUGUUGAAAAUAAUUGUCAGCGCGAGAUGCAAGCAGAAGAAGAAAAACGUUUCCAGGCGAAACAAAUUAACAUGUGGGCGGAAAGAGAUCGUAUCGAUAUAAUGACAAAAGAAAAACGUCAUCGAAAACUUAUUGAAUAUAGACGAAACGUGCAGGAGUUGCUGGAAGACAGAAGGAAAAGACGCAUGGAAGAUGUAAAAAUAUUAAUGGAACAGGAAGAACGACAACAGCAAGAAGAACGUCGUAUGCAAGAAAUACUCGAAGAAGAAAGGAUAAAACUAUUAAAGGAACAUGCAACAGCACUGUUAGGAUACUUUCCUCCGGGUGUAUUACGCGAAACAGACCGUGAAUUUAUUCCAUUGCCGAAGAUUAACAAUCCCGCGAACUAACAUUAAACAUGUAAUGAGCAAAACAUAUGUAAUCAAAUCAUUUUCAUUUUUAACGAACUAUUUUAACAAAUCUUGCCGUUGCUAAUCAUUGCUUAGGUUGAUGCCAUUCGUACAACAAUUUUAAUCGUACGACCCAUCCGUUUGCUAAUUGCUUAUCCGAUUUGAUCGUACGACGAGAGAAGAAAAAUAUUAUUUUUAAUGUCAACUGAUAAAUAAACAGGCCCGUUGUGCUAUGUAAUAUGUAUUGUAGGUGAAAGUAA
This is a messenger RNA of Anopheles funestus (African malaria mosquito), 1807 nucleotides long. Its product is annotated as meiosis-specific nuclear structural protein 1-like. Gene Ontology annotation, cellular component: motile cilium. Bases 123 to 1547 code for a protein of 474 amino acids. The transcript has 3 exons. NCBI's taxonomy places the organism in Eukaryota, Metazoa, Arthropoda, Insecta, Diptera, Culicidae. The record is from RefSeq and is a predicted model, not a curated record. Gene Ontology annotation, biological process: cilium organization.